This is a messenger RNA of Daucus carota subsp. sativus, 930 nucleotides long. RefSeq names its product RING-H2 finger protein ATL2. The transcript has a single exon. The record is from RefSeq and is a predicted model, not a curated record. NCBI's taxonomy places the organism in Eukaryota, Viridiplantae, Streptophyta, Magnoliopsida, Apiales, Apiaceae. Bases 1 to 930 code for a protein of 309 amino acids.
AUGGUUCCGUCAAAGGUGUCUAACAAUACUUUCAACGACACCUUUUUCAAUAGUCAAGAUAAUAGCAAUGCAACUCUCCGAUCAGUUUAUGUGAGUGCACCGAAAAGCUAUGCAAUUAGUGGCAUGAUCAUGGUAGGUGCUAUUGUCGGUGUCAUUGUUAUUGUUGUCUUAAUGGCAUGUUUUCACAUGUUUUCACGAUGGUAUUCACGUCGUGUUCGUCGUCAACGUCGUCGUCAACGCCGUCGUCUUGGUCGUCGUCGACGUGCUUCGAAUAUUGUGUUUCGUGUGGACCAUAUCCCAGCUACUGUGCGUACAGGAAAAAAUCGUAGGCUUGAAGUUAGUGUGCGUAACUCACUACCGAAUUUUGUUUACUCUAAGGUGACUCAUAAAGAAGAUCUUGACUGUGCGGUUUGUUUGUCCGAGUUUGAAGAGGAUGAAACGGGUCGGGUUCUACCCAAUUGUCAUCAUAGUUUUCAUACUGAGUGUAUUGAUAUGUGGUUUCAUUCUCAUUCUACUUGUCCUGUUUGUCGGGCAAAGGUUGGACCAUUUGACCCGACCCGAAAUAAGGACGUUUUGAAAACGGUUAGUAAACCAGUUCAGUCGGUUGAAUUGGCACCGGUUCAACCUUCUAGUUCGACCUACAGUGAGGUGUCAUUUACUGAUAGGAGAAGUGGGUUGGAUUUGGAAGGUGUAAAAAUUGAGAUGCCAAGUGAGAUUGAGUCAAUAGAUGAGCUAAUGCCGAGUUCACCCGUGAGUUAUGGGUUUACGUCACUUGAGAACCCAUCACAAUCACUAAAGAAUAUGACUAGCACUAAUCAAAAACUAGUUGAUGUUUCUCCAUCUACUGAAAUCGGAACGGGUUGCUCGAGUAAAACUGAGUUGGAUAUCGAGCUAGGAAUAUUCGAGCAAAAGGUUCGUGAACAAGUUUAA